UUGACAUUCACAAUUUACGAAUUCCGAGAUCGUAGAUGGCUAUAGCUUGAUUACAUUAUCUUUGUUAAGUUUUAAUCUGAAAUUUUGUUCUCUUAAAUUUGAUUUUUCUUUCCACUGUAAGCUGUGUAUUAUAUACUAUCAGUAUGUCCAAGGAAGUUGGUUUUAAUAAUGAUGAUUCUCCAAAUAAAACUAAUUCGCACCUACAACUUCCUAGUCCGAUAAUCACCCGUAGAAAUCGCACAGCAUCUACAUCUGAAAGAGCUUUAGGGAAUCCCGUAGAGACUGGUAAAAUUAAAUCAUUUUGUAGAGCGAAAGGUCAUGGAUUUGUAACUCCGUUAAGAGGCGGCGAAGAUCUUUUUGUGCAUAUCUCUGACAUUGAAGGUGAGUAUGUCCCUCUGCCAGGAGAUGAGGUUAUGUACCGACUCUGUCCAAUACCACCCAAAUUUGAAAAGAAUCAAGCCGUCCAUGUGAGGAUUGUGCAUUUGACCCCUGAGAAACAUCUCAAGUGGGAUGAGCCCCCGCUGUAAUUGAACAAUCUCAUUGAAAUACAGUUACCAUAAUCAUUUACAACAAUCCAUGUAUUCUUACAUAAGCUCUUUUAUUAGAUCUAAGUUUGUCUCACACCCAAGAACUAAGUUCUUAUCUCAACAAUAGGUGAUUAAGGUCAUAUUUGAAGUAUUGUCAAUGUGUUAUUUGCAUUUUACAUCAGUAUUUAUAUAGGAUGGAUAUGUGGUGCUAAAUUUUUGAAGGUUUUACCAUCACUAAGA
This is a messenger RNA of Zerene cesonia (dogface butterfly), 767 nucleotides long. RefSeq names its product cold shock domain-containing protein CG9705. Gene Ontology annotation, cellular component: cytoplasm. Lineage: Eukaryota; Metazoa; Arthropoda; Insecta; Lepidoptera; Pieridae. The record is from RefSeq and is a predicted model, not a curated record. The transcript has 3 exons. Bases 144 to 527 code for a protein of 127 amino acids. Gene Ontology annotation, biological process: regulation of mRNA stability. Gene Ontology annotation, molecular function: mRNA 3'-UTR binding.